AUGCAGUUAUUACAAUGGGUGCACUACAAAUUUCGGCACGGUAGCAUUGAGCCUUGCAAGGAUCUCACUCAGCCAUCACUUGAUGACCAAGAUGCCUAUAUGAAGUCAAACUUUGGCUCCAGAUACGGAUCUACAUCCUUGCAGCCACCUGCAAGAGACCAAGAAAAAUCUUUUGCUGAAUCUGAAGCCAAGAGAGAAGAAGAAACAUCUGGUACCAUCUCAGAGCUGUUUCAUGGUUUUCUCACCAUUGGAACUCUUGGCUCAGAAUCAAGUAUCAAUGAGCCUGAAACACCAACUUUUGCGACGACUUUAGAGAACUUAACUCAGCAAAAAGCAGAGGUAACAGAGAACGACUUGAAGCUCAUCAGCUAUGAGCUAGAGAAGUUUCUUGAGGCUGAGACAAAGGAAGAAGGGGUCCGUGCAUCAUCAGCAAGGGACAGUAAUGCUAGCUCUAUUACACUCAGUGGCAUGCAAAUGGAGGAAUCCGAAGAUGAAGAAUACUGGACUGCAGCAUAUCCGCUCAAAGGAUAUCUCUUUGGGUCCUCAACUCAAUUACCAGAAACAACAAUGGAGGCAAAGAAAGAAAAGACAUCACUGCAAGAGCUGUUUGAUAGGACCAAAAUCACAACUGAUUAUAAGGAGAAAAGUGAGAUUGAGGAGAUAGAAGUCAAACAUAAGCAUAGAUCUGCAAUGGGGUUCAUGAAGAAGAUGAUUAAAAAAUUCCAUGCUUCUUCAAAGAGAUCUUCCCCUUCUACAGGUGGUGAUGCAACUGAUUCUGUUUCCAUCAAGAAGAAACUUGGUGAGGCAUCUGAUUCUCUUUCAACCAAGAAGAAACCCCGUAAGGUCUUACGUAUGUUCCAUAGAAGGAUCCAUCCUGAAAGCUCUAUAGCUGCUAGAGAAUCGGUCAAGUCCGAGAAAUAUGAGAAGAAGAAUAAUUCCAGUGCAGGUAGUGGUUGUAAUGAAAAUAUGAUGCUCAUGGGGGAAGACAACGGAAGGUUCCCUGACGGGGCAAGGGCAAAGGAGGGGACUGAAAAUUGUAAAAAAUUCAUGAACUUUCCCCAAUACAGGCAGAGUGGCAGCGGUUCUAGGAGAAAGGGAGAGCACUGGAUCAAAACAGAUGCAGAAUACUUGGUAUUGGAGCUGUAG
Messenger RNA from Pyrus x bretschneideri (Chinese white pear), 1146 nucleotides. RefSeq names its product protein LAZY 1. NCBI's taxonomy places the organism in Eukaryota, Viridiplantae, Streptophyta, Magnoliopsida, Rosales, Rosaceae. The record is from RefSeq and is a predicted model, not a curated record. The transcript is spliced from 4 exons. Gene Ontology annotation, biological process: gravitropism; regulation of auxin polar transport. Bases 1 to 1146 code for a protein of 381 amino acids.